Messenger RNA from Trichosporon asahii var. asahii CBS 2479, 285 nucleotides. RefSeq lists its product as uncharacterized. NCBI's taxonomy places the organism in Eukaryota, Fungi, Basidiomycota, Tremellomycetes, Trichosporonales, Trichosporonaceae. Bases 1 to 285 code for a protein of 94 amino acids. The transcript has a single exon. The record is from RefSeq and is a predicted model, not a curated record.
AUGAAGUUCGCCUCCGUCCUUGCCACCAUCAGCCUUCUCGCCACCUUCGCUGCGGCCGCGCCCGUUCCUGACGAGUGGUGCAACAUGAAGCCACGCACCCUUUGCUACAAGCGCGACAACAUCGAGGAGAAGCGCAACAUCGAGGAGAAGCGUGACAGCAUCGAGGAGCGCGACAGCGUCGAGGAGCGCGAUGACAUGCCCUGGUGCACCCUGAAGCCACGUACCCUCUGCUACAAGCGCGACAAUGUCGAGGAGAAGCGCGAAACCGGCCCCGUUUCCGAGUAA